AUGUUCCAAAUGCUUCAAACUGUGGGACAGUUCAAUGGGAUUCCUACUGAAGAUCCUCACCUUCAUCUUCGUUUAUUCAUUGAAGUGGGUGAUUCUUUCAAGCUGACCGGAGUUAUAAAAAAUUCCUUGAGACUGAAGUUGUUUCCAUACUCUUUGAGAGAAAAAGCAAGGGCUUGGUUGAACUCCCUCCCAUCAGAUUCAGUGUCUACUUGGCCAGAAUUAGCUGAGCGAUUCUUGAUGAAAUACUUCCCACCCACCAAGAAUGCCAAGCUCCAAAAUGAGAUCACUUAUUUCCAACAACUAGAUGAAGAGUCUUUAUAUGAAGCAUGGGAGCGGUUCAAAGAGUUACUAAGAAAAUGCCCUCAUCAUUGCAUCCCUCAUUGCAUCCAAAUGGAAACCUUCUAUAAUGGUCUAAAUGCUCAUACAAGAAUGGCGGUUGAUGCUUCGGCAAAUGGGGCACUUUUGGCCAAGUCAUACAAUGAAGCUUAUGAAAUUCUAGAGAGGAUCUCCAACAAUAACUAUCAAUGGCCAACUACUAGAGCCCCUACGGGGAGGAAAGUGGUUGGUGUUCAUGAGGUUGAUGCACUAACUUCAUUGGCGACCCAAGUUUCUUCUAUGUCGAAUAUUCUUAAGAAUAUGAGCGUGGGCAUGAGUCCACAAAUGGGUCAACAAAGGGGGCAGCUUGUAGAAGUUUUUUGUGUGAAUUGUGGUGAUGGUCACACCUUUGACAAUUUUCCUUCUAAUCCUGCAUAUGUGUGUUACAUGGGAAAUCAAAAUAGAAAUGGUCUUAAUUUGAAUUCUUACAAUCAAACAUGGCAGCAACACCCUAAUUUCUCAUGGAGCAAUCAAGGGGUUGGUUCUAACACUACAUCUAUGCCUCCUAGGCCUACUUAUCCACCUAGUUUUUCUCAACAACAAAUCCUUAUGCCACAAGCAUCCCCACCUAGUCCAUUGGAGAAUAUGUUAAAGGAUUAUAUGGAAAAAACUAAUGCAAUGAUUCAAAGUCAAGCAGCAUCUAUGAGAAACUUGGAGAUUCAAGCUGGACAACUAGCCAAUGAGAUGUGA
Molecule: messenger RNA, 1065 nt
Organism: Humulus lupulus (European hop)
Lineage: Eukaryota; Viridiplantae; Streptophyta; Magnoliopsida; Rosales; Cannabaceae
Exons: 1
Coding region: 1-1065 (354 amino acids)
Source: RefSeq, a predicted model, not a curated record